Messenger RNA from Nyctereutes procyonoides (raccoon dog), 4524 nucleotides. It is a transcript of the gene LANCL1, whose product is annotated as LanC like glutathione S-transferase 1. The transcript is spliced from 9 exons. Gene Ontology annotation, biological process: peptide modification; carbohydrate metabolic process. NCBI's taxonomy places the organism in Eukaryota, Metazoa, Chordata, Mammalia, Carnivora, Canidae. The record is from RefSeq and is a predicted model, not a curated record. The coding region runs from base 249 to 1448 and encodes 399 amino acids. Gene Ontology annotation, cellular component: plasma membrane.
CGUGGCCGGGCGUGCGGGCGGCUCGCUGCUCCGCGUCCGGAGAGCAGAGCCGAGGGCGCCGCACGGGGUCCCUGUGCCGCGGCGCGCGCUGGGCCCUGGCGGCCUGCUCGCGGAGGUGCAGCUUCCCGGCAGCCGCGCCGCCGUGGGCCCUGGGUCCGAGCCUCCCCGCCCGCGCGCUGCUCCGCCGAGGCCCCGGCCUGUGCCCCGCCGCGUCCUUCCCUCCGCUCUGCAGGCUCGCCUCCGGCGUCAUGGCUCAAAGGGCCUUCCCGAACCCGUACGCCGAUUUUAACAAAUCCCUGGCCGAAAGCUACUUUGAUUGUGCCGGGCGGCUGACUCCUGAGUUCUCACAACGCUUAAACAAUAAGAUUCGAGAGCUUCUUCAGCAAAUGGAGAGGGGCCUAAAGUCGGCAGACCCUCGGGAUAGCACUGUUUACACUGGCUGGGCAGGUAUCGCUCUGCUCUACUUACAUCUCUAUGAUGUGUUUGGGGACCCUGCUUACCUACAGAUGGCACAUGGCUAUGUAAAGCAAAGUCUGAACAGUUUGACUAAGCGUUCCAUCACCUUCCUCUGCGGGGAUGCAGGCCCCCUGGCCAUAGGCGCUGUGGUGUAUCACAAGAUGAACAAUGAGAAGCAAGCAGAAGACUGCAUCACUCGACUAAUUCACCUAAAUAAAAUUGACCGCCAUGCUCCAAAUGAAAUGCUCUAUGGACGAAUGGGCUAUGUCUAUGCUCUUCUCUUUGUGAAUAAGAACUUUGGAGUGGAAAAGAUUCCUCAAAGCCAUAUUCAGCAGAUUUGUGAAGCAGUUUUAACCUCUGGAGAAAACCUAGCCCAAAAGAGAAACUUCACAGCAAAGACUCCACUGAUGUAUGAAUGGUACCAAGAAUAUUACGUGGGGGCUGCUCACGGCCUGGCAGGAAUUUAUUAUUUGCUGAUGCAGCCCAGUCUUCAAGUGAGCCAUGUGAAGUUACAUAAUUUGGUCAAGCCCAGUGUAGAUUAUGUCUGCCAGCUGAAAUUUCCUUCCGGCAAUUAUCCUCCUUGUGUGGAUGACAAUCGAGAUCUUCUAGUCCAUUGGUGUCACGGUUCACCUGGAGUGAUCUACAUGCUCAUCCAGGCCUAUAAGGCAUUCAGAGGAGAACAUUAUCUCAAUGACGCCCAUCAGUGUGCUGAUGUGAUCUGGCGGUACGGAUUGCUGAGGAAGGGGUAUGGGCUGUGCCAUGGCACUGCGGGGAAUGCCUACGCCUUCCUGACACUGUACAACCUCACACAGGACAUGAAGUACCUGUAUCGGGCCUGUAAGUUUGCUGAGUGGUGUUUAGAUUACGGAGAACACGGUUGCAGAACACCGGACACCCCUUUCUCCCUCUUCGAAGGAAUGGCUGGAACAAUCUAUUUCCUGGCUGACCUCCUAGUGCCCACAAAAGCCAGGUUCCCUGCGUUUGAACUAUAAAAGGAAAGCCUACCCCCUGCAACUCACUGCAUGACCCUUUCUGUAUGUCAAACUGGACUAAGUGCUUUCAUUGCUUUUCAAGGAAACAUAGAGUCUUUAGCUUCUUUUGUUUGUCAUUUACAUUUACUUAAAAAUAUCCAAGGAAAUCUUUUAACUUUAACCUGUUUCUUCCUAAAGGAAGGAUGAGUGAUAUGUACAGUGUUUUGAGGGCAUAGGUAUCUAUAUAUUUUCAGAACUUGGAGGAAAUCUUACUCUUAUUUAAAGCUUUAUAACCAUAUGUUGCUGUUCUAAAACAUGUUUAAAGGAAACUAAAUGUAGAUAAAGAUAAAUAUAUGGUUAUUGGUGGAUAUUACCCUUUAUCUUUAUAGUAUUUUUCCUCCACUAGGGCAGACAGUUUUAUGACUUUGUUUUUCUUUAGGUGGUUGAUUAUGAAGGGGGACAAAAAUAUUAAGUAUAUGCUUCUGAGACAGAAGUUGCAAGAUUUGCAAACUGGUUUAAGGACCUAACUAUCAUUUUUCAAAUUCACAUUGCAGGUUUAACUAGAGAGAAAGAUACUUUCCAAUUUGCUGCUGCUUGGUAGUAUAGCAUCCAGUCUCUAGAAAUCAACAUUGUUAUCAAAAAGUUCUAAAAUGCAAUGUGAUUUUGAAAUUUCUGAUUUGAAGGUUAAUUCAAGAUAAGCUAACAAAAAGCUUACUGCUUUUCUAAAAUAAGCAAGUGUAUUUUUGAACUAUUUAUUUAAAUGUGUUUGUUCUUUGGUAUUAAUAUAAGAUCAAGAAACAAAUUUUCUGUAUGUGAAUAUGUUGUGACAGGAUUUGAGUCCACCCUGUCCAACUGACCUCCUACACUUUGACUUGUGUUCUACUUCCUUGGCAAUGACUAUGCUUUAGCGCUCGCUGUUUGUUUACAAGCCAUAAGAUAUUUUCCUUCCUUUCAAUCUAUCAGGAUGUUUGUCUUUUCACUAAAUAGUACAGUAUGCUGCAUCUCUUUAAAAAGGGUCGAGGAGUGCUAUGUAGCCAAUAACAUGAACAAAAACACUAAGCUUUUCAUAGAAAUGCUGUUAUUUAGGAGGUAUUAUCCAAUGAAAAUGUUUAGAACAGCUUGAUCCUCUUUGCGUAUCCUAAGCUUAACAUUCAUCAAUUUCUGAGCCCCUGAGGUCAUGUAUUCAUUUGGUAGAUGAAGGACCUCUGGUGCUUCACAUUCUGUAUAAAUUUUCCAACUCAUCAGCUUUCCUUCUCCUCCUUCCUUCGCUGCCUUUCCCAGGCUCAUUUCAUCUUUUCUGUAUGUUUCAAGUGAUUUUAGAAUAUUUUGCAGCUUUAAAAAAACAGGGUUGAAAAACUUUAAAUGUGCCUAUUUCAUGGCUUUCUCCAUCACAAAAGCAUGCUAUUUUUAACUUUGAACCAAAUCUAUGGGUAUAUGUUGGUUCCUAUGGCUAGAAGUCCUCUGUUACUUCACAUUCAGCACCAAAAUAUCUUAUAUUGGAAAUUGACCCUUUAAAGGCUACUGACAGAAGGAGUAAAAAAAUAGCCCACUGCUUAGUUCCUAGAAUUAGCUUAUUCCUCAUGCUAGUUGGGAAAACCUUAUCCUCUCUGUGGUCUGAGGUGCUGCUGGUUAGCUGUGCCUUUCUCCAGUGCUCCUGGUUAGCAAACGAGUUGCUCGUUUCUGAUGAGCAAUGUUGGCAUUCAUAGUAAAGCUAAUUUGCCUUUGGCUGGGUGUCCAACUUGAAAGAACAAAACCCAUUUAGUAUAGUUAGAUAUCUCACUAUAGUGUGCCUGUACUUCCAGCUACUGUAAUUACUAACCAAGGGAAAGAGAGCAAAACACACUUUCUCUUAGCCAGAGGAACCUUAAUCACAGUUCAUCUCCAAACGCCUUGAUUAACUUAACCCUGGGAAAACUUCAGGGCAGGGAGAAGAACAUUUUGAAUAAGAUUCUUGUUAAUAUUUAGAUUGCAUUUUAACUACUGUCAUCCGUUAAGGAAUUCAUCAGUACAAACACAAAUCAAGUUUCAUUUUUUUUCCCUUAGCUUUUUAGAAUUUGUUUAACUGUCAGGAUUUUCUCUUCAUGCCGUUGUUUUAUUUAUGGUUAAGAAGUAAGAAAAUUUGAUAAGACUUUAAACUCAAGCCAAAGCUGUAAAACGAAGACCAGUACCCUAACACCGUAGUGGAAACUAAGAAACUUUUAUAACAGCUUCUUCAUUUUAAAAGGAAAAGACAGCACUGUAGUUCUAUUUCUAUUAUGUCAUUUUCCCUCAGAUAUUUCUCAGAUUUCUUCUUCUUUUUUACCUUUUUUUGAUUAAAAAAUGCCUUCCCAAAAGUUGCUUCCCCAAAAAAUCCACAGUACCUCUUCUCUCUCCAUGCAAAGACUAGGGAGUAAAACCUUCAAAGCGUGUUGAGCAAUGUUCAUUUAUCCCACCAUGUGUUUCUGUUCCUGUGGUAAGGAGAAAUUACAGUGGUUAACUUUUCAUCAUGUAAAAUAUGUGAACGUUAGUUAUCGCAGCCAUUUCCAUGUAUCCCAUUGGGCUUUGGCUUACUCUGAGUUGGUCUUUCAUCCUUAGAGUCAUUGGUCUCCUUUUCAUCUUUGAUGUCAGUUCUGAUUAUUUGGCAUCAAAAGCCUUCAUGGUAGGAAGAGUUUUAGGUAAAAGUGGAUCCAAGACCACUGUCUUCUUAUUGCCACUUCCCUACAGAACUAAUUGAGAGACAUGUCCUUGGGUUUAUUUGUAUCUGAUCUUAUGGUGCCCUGCCUUCUACUAGCUGAUUCGAAAUACAGAAUGUGAAGAGUGAACAUUUAUUCAUCUACUCCUUUGGCUACUAGAACUCAUCUGCAGUCCUUUCUUACUCAUACUGAAUCCCGAUUCUACUUCUGCUUCUUCUAAAUAGGUCAGAGCAUCCCAUUUGUCUAUUGCUGAGCUGUAGAACUGUUUCUCUCCUGUAGGUAUAAAGCAGAGUGUGUGGGAUAUUCAGGGAACCCACCCUAAUGAUAUAUUGCCAUUCUCUGGGAAAGGUUGGGAUCAUUAAGUAUUUCUGUGUUCUGUAAAGAAUUUCAUAUACUGGUUCUCAAUAAAAUUUUAUUAGGACUAA